AUGAUUCCUUUUUUACCUGCAUUUAUAAGUUGUUAUUUUAGUAUACCGAUACAACAUUUUUAUCUUUCUCUAUCAUUAUUUGAUUCUCAACAAAUUUAUGAAACCAUUCAAGAUAAACAUUGUCCAUAUCAACAUUUAGCAACUACAAUUUACCGCCAACAAGAACCACAAUGUACGUGUUAUUAUGAGCAUAGUGAACAAAAAUAUCCAACAACAACUCAUGAGAAUGAAAUUAAAUUUAAAUAUUAA
Rotaria sp. Silwood2 is the source of this 249-nucleotide messenger RNA. NCBI's taxonomy places the organism in Eukaryota, Metazoa, Rotifera, Eurotatoria, Philodinida, Philodinidae. The record is from the annotation of a GenBank genome assembly.